GCGGGGAGAGCGCCAUGGAUCCCAAGGGCGGCGGCGGCGACGAGGAUGACUGCGUGGACUCGGGCGCCGAGACCGGCGGGUCUGACUACAGCCACAUGUCCUCUACCAGCAGUGAACUUUCUGUGGAAGAAGCACAGGACCCUUUCCUGGUUAGCAUCCAUAUCAUUGCAGACCCGGGAGAAUCCCAGCCCCUGCAGGAGGCCAUCGACAAGGUCUUGGCUUGGAUCCACCCAGACCUCCAGCUGUUCCGGGUCUCUGAGAGGAGGGCAUACCGGCGGAAGAGGAAGCCCCCCAAGGCCACGCAGCCGGCGCUGGCUGUGGUGCUCUUCCUGCAGGAGGAGUACGGGGAGGAGCAGAUCUUGCAGCUGCACCGCUCCCUGCAGCGGCCGCCCUGGCGCCACCACCACACGGAGCGCGUGCCUGGCAGGCUCCUGCCCUACCUGCCCUGCAGCCAGGACUUUUUCACGCUGGCCCCAGGGACCCCGCUGUGGGCCAUCCGGCCCGUGCACUAUGGCAAGGAAAUCGUGCGCUUCACCAUCUACUGUCGCCACGACAACUAUUCCGACAUCCUCAAGUUCUAUGAGCUGAUCCUCAGGCGAAGCCCCAGCCAGAGGAAAACAGACUUCUGCAUCUUCCCCAUUUUCUCCAACCUGGAUGUGGACAUCCAGUUCUCCCUGAAAAGACUGCCCAGUGACCAGACCCCCGUCCCCACCGACUCCUCGGUGCUGGAGUUCCGAGUCAAGGACAUCGGGGAGCUUGUUCCUCUCUUGCCCAACCCCUGCAGCCCCAUCAGUGAGGGACGCUGGCAGACGGAGGACCACGAUGGAAACAAGAUCCUUCUGCAGGCACAAAGGGUACACCAGAAGUUUCCUAAACCCAGCAGAGGGCACCACUGCUCAGGGAAGAAACCUCAUUCCAUGCCUUCUCCAGGUGCUGUCCUACUGAGCAACACUCCUGGCAGUGGCCAGCAGCCCCUGCACAACCGUCCAUAUUUGGGGCUCAGCCAGACGGGUCUGCCUACUGGGCAGCAGCAGGAAAUGACCAGACAAGCCAGCGCCCCUCCCAGCCUUCCCUGGUCUUUCCAGAGAAGCAAGUCCUUGUUUUGUUUGCCUACAGGAGAUCCCUCCUCAGCUGUACCACAGUGGUUUUCAAACACAGAUAGCCCAGGGCACAGGGCAUCAGAGUUGGGGCACAGCCACCCCCUCUCCAUCGAUGAUUUAGAGGGAGCCCAGGAAACAGAUGUAGACACAGGCCUGCGACUAUCUGCCUCAGACCUCUCUGUGGUCUCUGCGUAUUCUGCACCCAGUAGGUUCUGCAGCACCACGGAAGCGCCCCUCCCAACCGAAAGGUGCACCAGCCUCUCGUCAAAGCACAGGGAUUCCAGAGAAGGACCGCUGCCUGCUGGGAGCAGGGUGAGCACAGAGUCCUCCUGGGCGUCCCUCCCUUUCUUCACCAAAGGACCUUACAGCUCUUUGGCGACAACUGUUGCUGAUCCCCCAGCUUCCAGCGCCUCUUCACUGACAGAGACACCCCCAGAGCUCCCUUGUCAUUCUCCCAAGGCUGAGCAGACUGGCAGAGACAUCCCACCAGGCCCAGUGUUGUCUGGAUCUGGGGACAAUGACAUGGAAGAAUUCUACAUCUGAGCACUCUCUACUCCUACUUUUCAGACCUACAGGCUCAGGGCUCAUUGCCCCAUUGGGGCCUGAUGCUGCCAUGUCUUCAGCCCCGCUUCCCCAGGUCUGUCUGGAAUCUACUGUCUGUUUCACGGAGAUUGGUAGUGCAUCUGCCAUCCACCCAUUCUUACCUGAGAGGUGGUCUAUUUCUAGGGGCUCUGUGAGAAAAUACUGGCAUUUUUAUGCAAAUAAAUUUUCAACUAACUUAAGUCAUAAAAUAUAUUUUUUGAAUAUUCACUUCCAUUUGAAAUAUGGUUGAGUGUACUUCAUAUAAUUUUUUGAAAUGAAAAGAAAAACUGGGCAAUUUUUCACACUGAGAAGGAAAAAGCCAAAAUGUUGAAUGUGGAAGAGAUAUUAAGUGGCAUGUAUGAGAUUAAUGCACAACCACAGGCACAACGUGCACCUCACUGGGGUCCCCAGUGAUAUUUACAUGACCAGGGAACAGUGGCCUCAGAAUUUCCAAGUACUGCUUCUAGAGGGGAAGCCAGCUUGAUCCGACAGCUGCAGACUCAGCAGACCACAGUCAUACCUCACUUUGCAGCCAUGCAGCUUCUGGAAAUCUGGAUUUACCCAAAAGCGGUAAAUAAUGCUUCAUAAGGAUUUAGCAUGAGUAACAGACUCUUGGUCAGACUUCUGGACUUGCGUUCCCAAAACUACGUUUUUGUAUACCUUCAGCAACACAGUCAUCGUAACAAGUGAGGGUCUCCAGAAGACCCAUUCCACUACCUGUAUUUACCAGGAAAAAUGGUUUAUAGGAAUCACAGAUUAACAAGUAUUAGACAUCCUGUGUAGGUAGACUUAAAAGUCUUUGGUUUUACAAAUUGCAAUGUAAGAGCUGUAGACAGAGCUAUGUAAGUAGCCACACUCGAGACUGCUUUCUCCAGUAGACAUGCAUCGUCACACACCCUUUCUCAUUUUUAAACACACUGUCGUAUUUUAACUGGCAUUUCAAUUGCACAGUUUAGUAAACACUCCCUCUUCUUCAAGCUUUACAUGAAUUGCUCUUGUGGACACUGGUGUAUCGCUAGCUUCCAUGAGGGCCUAGGAGCCUUGACUUAAGGAGUUCUAACCCAGCCCUGGCUUCUCCUGCCUGUUGUCUUUUUCUGUCACAGCGUAAGUGGUGUUUAAAUCUCACCACUCUCCCACUGCAGCAAAGGUAUGUUUACAAUCCCUGCCUCAGCAAUGCCAAGCACUGGCAUCAGGGGCAGUGCCCAGCUGUUCCCUGGAUGCUACUUACCGUUGGAGGAGAAAACCAAGGAGUUACCUUGCUUGUUCCUCACUCUGGUGCUCUUUGCCUAAAUCACUCAUGGCCCAGUUUUUACUCCUCAGGAAGUGCCCAGACACAACCUCAGAAUCCUUUCCAACACAGCUUCCAAGUAACCAUCAGAUUUGAGCUGAAGCCUCCAGAUGCUGCCAGCCCUGUCAUGGUGACCUUACAUCCUGCCCCAUACAUCCCAGAUAUUCCAGGUCUCUGGAUAAUGAUAUUCUGAUUCCAUUUAAGUAAAUAGAAAAUGUGGUCUCUUAUAAACCUAGAGCGAGUAAGCAACUUUUACUGAAAAAGGCUAGGUAAUACAUAUUAUAGGUUCUACCAGCCAUACCGUCUGUGUCACAACUACUAAGCUCUAACAUUUCAGUGGGAAAGCAGUCAUGGGAGUUAUGUAAAUGAAUGGUUGUGGCUGAGUUCAAAUAAAACUUUAUUUACAAGAACAGAAAGAGGGCCAGAUUUGGCCCAAGGGUAAUAGUUUGCCAAGCUUUGUAAUAGACUGAGGUUGACUCAAGAUUCCAGUCAACAACAAAGGAUCUAAGUCAGCAGGCCAAGAUAAUGGGCUCCACAGUGACUGCAGGACCAUGGGGCUCAGAACAGUGAGGAGCUUCUUUCUGAACAGAGGACUCCUAGAAAGCCAUUAGGCUGCCCACACCUGACAGAUGUGACUCACAGUCAGGACAUGAUGAAAAGCAACAUGCUAAGAGAAAACUAAUAAAGAGGUGAUGAUGCAGUAUCCGAAGGACAGUGGUUAAACUCAUGAGUAUCACAAGCCAAUGAGACAUAAAUGAGGGGACUAACUGCCAAGCAACAGCCCUUCCUGUCUUCAUCCUUGAUCAGUGCCCUUAGCUUAGUGCACCCGCAUGCACCCCUAGGUUUGCUUUAGAACCUGACUGUAAUGCUCUCUGGUGGCACCCUUUUUCAGUGAUCCACCACCCUCCUGACCCCCGCCAAGUCCAGUCUAGUUUACCAAGCAGAAGGUCCCCAAAGGAUGUUAACAGAAAAUGCAAGAUGCCCCCAAAACACAGGGGAGAAGGAAAAGGAAGUUCCCUACAGACCACAUUCAGGUGCCCCCCCAUACGCCAUGCCAUGUGCUCUGUGAGGUGUGUCAGAGCGACACUAUUGACAAAACCCUGGCUUACUAGCUUCUGUUUCUGGCUAUCAUACACUGCAUUUUCCUCACCCUGGGGGUGGGGAGGAGGGGAGGGGUGAUCCUGACACCCAC
This is a messenger RNA of Talpa occidentalis (Iberian mole), 4162 nucleotides long. It is a transcript of the gene FAM124A, whose product is annotated as family with sequence similarity 124 member A. Bases 15 to 1643 code for a protein of 542 amino acids. The transcript is spliced from 4 exons. The record is from RefSeq and is a predicted model, not a curated record. Lineage: Eukaryota; Metazoa; Chordata; Mammalia; Eulipotyphla; Talpidae.